AUGUCUCCUCCGACCUUUACAACUCCUGCCGACUCCUUGCAUCCGAGCCACGCAGAACCGACAUCAUCCCCACCCCCAUCCAUUCCCCGCCGGAGACAGCGCGUCGACUCGGACCCUGAAAGGAAUCUCGACCGAGACGCGGCUCAUCCCGCACCCUCUAGCGGCCCCGCGUUUGCCCGCCCUGAUCCUAAACGACUGCGUUCCGAUACCUACUCCUCUACACCUGGCUCAGCUACACCAGUUACGACAUCCACAACCGCAAUGUCUGCCAAAGUCCAGGGCAAGCGGCCCGACAUAAUUGACCUUACUGGCGACAGCCCAACCCGCCAGCAACCUACCUUCCACAACAUCCACCAGCGUCCCGGCCUGCAACCCCAAAAUGGGGCCCGCAAAUUGGUCGUCAAAAAUCUACGCCAGCCCUCCACAUCCUCUGGCUCUUCAUCGGUCGAGUCAUACUACAAGUCGGUCAAUGCCGAGCUUGAUGCUGCCCUGGCUAGUAUUUUCGCUGGGCGCAGCCCCACCCAGCCCAUGGAGCGCCUAUACCGGGGGGUCGAGGAUAUUGCCUGGCUGGCCAGCCCAGAGAUGCUCGGUGGUUUGCAAGAACAGUACAUCGACUCAAGGCAUUCACAGCAGGCAUCCCCGGAUCUCGACAGCUUGCUGAAGGCCGUCGUUGAGAAAUGGAGGCGAUGGAAUCGGGUCGUGUAUGUUGUACGCGGCAUCUACAGUUAUCUGGAUCGGGCAUACCUUGGUCUGUUACACGGGGACGGGGGAAAGGGCCGACAAGGAAUCAAUGAGAUCGCCAUCCAGCUGUUCAGGAGAGCCGUUUUUGGGUCAUCACGCAAGUCUCUUGGCGACGGGGUGCUGCAUGCUAUCUGCUGCCUGGUAAACUACAUGCGAGAAGGCGAUGAGAGAGCCGAUCGCGCUCUGCUUAAGGAUGCCAUUGGUAUGCUGAGAGUAUGUGGGGUAUAUGGCAAGUCAUUCGAGCCCAUGUUCCUGACAAAGUCGAACAUCUACUACGAGGAAUUUGCUGAGUCGAUGUCCUCCACAAUGAGUCUUAAGGAAUAUGUCGCCAGUGUGGCCUCGUUGAUGGAGAAUGAAGGCGCCAGGUGCGAUGCCUUUAACUUCGAGAGUACCACCAAGCGACAACUUCUGCAACUUGCACAGCACACUCUUGUCUUUAAGAAGUCACAGAAGUUACUUGAGAGUGAGAGCAUCGCGAAACUGCUCCAAGCCGGAGAUGUUCAAUCGAUAAAGACGCUGUAUGCGCUGCUGAAGACCUCUCAGUUACACAAGCAACUCAAAGGCCCUUGGGAAACCUAUAUCGAAACGACAGGUUCUGCCAUCGUGGGCGACACGGAACGCCCGGACGAGAUGAUUGUUCGUCUCCUGGAGCUGCGUCGUUCUCUGGAUCUCAUGAUUCGUGACGCGUUUGGACGCGACGAAGUUUUCGUUUAUGGCCUAAGGAACGCCUUUGGCCAUUUCAUUAAUGACACGAAGCACAUCUCAGCAUAUCGCACCUCCAAGGUUGGCGAAAUGAUCGCGAAGUACAUCGACAUGCUUCUCCGUGGCGGCCUCAAGACGCUUCCUAAGUCACUCCUGUCAGACAACAAAGACAAGGCUAAUGCUGAAAUGGGCGGUGUGGCGGCCACAGGAGAUGAAGAUGCUGAGUUGGAUCGCCAGUUAGAUCAUGCGAUCGAAUUGUUCCGUUUCGUUGAUGGAAAGGACGUGUUCGAGGCUUUCUACAAAAAGGAUCUGGCCCGCAGAGUGCUCCUUGGUCGGAGUGCCAGCAAGGAUGCUGAGCGCAGUAUGCUUGCCAAACUCAAGAGCGAGUGUGGUUCUGGUUUUACACAUAAUCUUGAGCAGAUGUUCAAGGAUCAGGAGCUGUCCAAAGACGAAAUGAAAUCAUACAAGGAAUGGCUCGCCGCCUCUGGCCGGGACACGGGCGGCAUCGACCUCAACGUCAACGUUCUCUCGGCUGCCGCUUGGCCAACUUUUCCAGACGUGCGUGUGCUGUUGCCUAAGGAGGUGCUCGAACAGAUCAAGAUCUUCGACGACUAUUACAAGUCUAAGCAUACAGGUCGCCGCUUGACAUGGAAGCACAACAUGGCGCAUUGCGUCCUCAAGGCCCGCUUCGACCGCGGGCCGAAGGAACUUCUCGUCAGCGCCGCGCAGGCUGCGGUUUUGAUGCUCUUCAAUGAGGUUGAGAACGACCCCGACAACCCCGAGGGCGUGCUUACCUACGAGCAAAUCUCCACUUCCACAGGCCUCACGGGCGGCGAGCUCGACCGCACACUACAGUCACUCGCCUGUGGCAAGGCCCGCGUGCUGACAAAGCACCCCAAGGGCCGCGAUGUCUCUCCAACUGACACGUUCACAAUCAAUAAGUCCUUUACGGAUCCCAAGUUCCGCGUCAAGAUCAAUCAGAUCCAGUUGAAGGAGACGAAGGAGGAGAACCGGGAAACACACCAGCGUGUGGCGGCCGAUCGGCAGUUUGAGACGCAGGCGGCCAUCGUGCGUAUUAUGAAGAGUCGGAAGACGAUGACGCACGCGCAGCUGGUUGCUGAGGUGAUUGAACAGACUAGGAAGAGAGGCGCUGUGGAUGCAGCUGAUAUUAAGGCAAAUAUUGAGAAACUCAUUGAGAAGGAUUAUCUUGAGCGUGAAGGUAACUCCUAUGUCUACCUAGCAUAG
Molecule: messenger RNA, 2688 nt
Organism: Thermochaetoides thermophila DSM 1495
Lineage: Eukaryota; Fungi; Ascomycota; Sordariomycetes; Sordariales; Chaetomiaceae
Product: ubiquitin ligase activity-like protein
Exons: 3
Coding region: 1-2688 (895 amino acids)
Biological process (GO): DNA damage response; ubiquitin-dependent protein catabolic process; protein ubiquitination
Cellular component (GO): Cul4-RING E3 ubiquitin ligase complex
Molecular function (GO): ubiquitin protein ligase binding
Source: RefSeq, a predicted model, not a curated record